UCUAAGAUUGUUUCGAACCCGUGGCUGUUCUCAACGGAAUAGUACGAAACGGUAUUUUUUUCGCGAAAAAAUAUUGGUUAAAAACUUUCGUAUUUUCCAUUUUCGAUAGAGAAAAAAGGAUACUUUCUACUGUCUUUUGAUUUUAAAGAGCAAUUUUCCGAAAUUCGCUGGUGACUAUUUAAAAGCGUUGCGUUUCUUGUGUAUCUAGUCGGAAGUCGGUUCGGAACUCUGUCCCAGGAAAAAUUCCUUCAAAGGCACAGAGCAGAGGAAGAGUGGAAAUAUUCAAUGGCUGGGCUUUGUUAGAGAAAUUGUCAUCCGGAAUGGACUGGAGCCCAUUAUAAUGGCUAACUUUUUAGAGCUUUGAUAAUUAUAUACUCAAUUUUGAUAUUUUUUGUUCGCUUCGUCUCGCAAAUGGGUUUGUUCUGCUGCUAGUGAAAUUGGGGUUGUUUUAUAUAUGUCGCGUUGUGCUCGUUUGUACUCGUACGUCUAAUUUUGCAGGGUGUCCAGGUCACUUUCAUGGUGUGUCCAUUAUUUUUCCGGUACGCGUGUGAUAUUGUCUGGCAUAUGAAAACCGAUCUUAUUUCGUUCCUUACUUAAUGCGGAAAGCAGAAAGCAGUUGAAAAAGUCAAAUUAAGUAUCAGAAGAAGUGCAUGCAUAUGUGAAUUGUUUCUAUAAUUGGCCUCUAUUGUGUGGCGUAAAAUAGUACUAGCAGUGCUGGAUCACUUGUUAUACUCUAUGGCAAGUAGAUAAAACAGGGAAAACUGGAUAGUGAGGUGGAAAACUAGCAGCGCUAAUUUCACGGCUUGGAGAUAAUCGAGACGCAAAAUUCAUAGAAGGGCAGACAACUAUCGAGCGAGUGGCAAAACAACAAUGGGUACCGUUUUGAGCUUUAGUCCGCGGGAACGACGUCCUGUCUAUUCAACGCAUCAUCACAGCCAUCAUCAUCAUCAUCACCAUCACCACAACGGCAUCGGAAGUGGCGGAGGCAGUGGUGGUACAGGGAGUCUGAGUUCAUCAAACUCAGCAGACUUCCCUUUGAACAAUUUCUCCUACGAACAAUUGAACAAUGCCAAAAAUCGAGAAAAUACGAAACCCAUUUGUCAACAGUUGCCUAACAACAAUAACGGUAAUAUGGUGCUUCUGGGACAAACACACAACAAUCAUGCAAAUACAAUUAAUAAUAAUAAUAAUAACGGUAACUCUACAUCGGAUCGUAGUAGCGAUAGUGCGCGAAUUCUCUCAGAAAAAAAUGCACUAGAAAAGAAUCUCAAGAAACAUUCCCUCUUCAUUAACGCCCUGUCCUGGAAGAGAUUAGCAGCAUCUCAUGGCAAGAAGAAAAUGGAUAAUAACAAGAACAAAGCGGCUAAUCUUCCCACAGCGAACUAUCGGGCACCUUUGGUUGAUGCAACUCACCCCCUGGUCGUAGACAAAAACAAGAACAUUCAACAACAAGCACAGCAAUUACAGCAGCAGCAAGCACAACAACAAACACAAGUAUACUAUACGCCAGGGGCCCCGAAGAGCGCUUUGCUAGCUUUGGAUCUGGUGAGGGCUAAUAACACUAAUCCAACCCAGCAGCCGGAUAAACUUGCAGCAAAAUUACCAUUGUCCUUACCAUUGCCGUUGCCAUUACAGACUUCAAUUUCACAACCUCAGCAACACAGCCAUGGACCCAGAAAGACUGUCAUUCAGGCAUCAACGUCGGAAUUACUUAAGUGCCUGGGAAUGUUUUUACACGAUCGUUGCCGAAAACUAAGAGAUUUCCAAGCUGGAGAUGCUGUUAUGUGGCUCAGAGCUGUAGAUAGAAGUCUGCUCCUGCAAGGAUGGCAGGAUGUAGCGUUUAUUAAUCCAGCCAAUGUUGUAUUCGUUUAUAUGCUUGUUCGUGAACUAGUCGAUGGUGAUGAAACAAAGGAAUCAGAAUUACAAGCCGCCGUUUUAACGUGUCUUUAUUUAUCUUACUCAUACAUGGGCAACGAAAUCAGUUAUCCUCUAAAACCUUUUCUCGUUGAAGACUCAAAAGAAAAAUUUUGGGAUAGGUGUCUAUUAAUUGUUAAUCGACUUAGCGGUAAUAUGUUACGAAUAAAUGCCGAGCCAGGCUUCUUCACAGAAGUUUUUACUGAAUUGAAAGCUUGCGGCAUGAGCACAAAUAAUAAUACGCCCUCGAAUACAGUAUCGUGCGGAGCUGCUUGACGUAAACAUCCACGCGAAGUCGUCGUUAAACUAUCUAUAGCAGGCCAUCAACAAAAAUAUCAACAUCAAACUACCCUGCAAGAACUCACCAGUGUUGUUUAAAAAAUUAUAUUCCAAACGGUAAAUUAAUAUAAAGAAAUAUAUUUUGUAAAUGAACACGAAAAAUGGUAAAUAAUUUGCAAUAUGAUAUUGUUUUUGAUUUAGUUGUUAUAAUUUUAAAUGUAAUAUAGAACUCAUUUCUCAUUGAGAAAAAAAAAUCAGAUAAAAUCCUCAAACCACAUGUGGUGCAUGACUUUCGUUUCUGUUUUGUAAAUCCCAAUCAUAUUCCCAAAAUUGAUAUUCUUUUUUUUGUUUAUCCUUAAAAGCAAAAAAAAUUGGGAAUACGCCGUACAGAAGUAGGAAUAAAUAUUCGGCUCAAUUAAUACGGUAACCAUUUUAAAGAAACCAAUUGUGUAUUUGUUAUAAACUAAAGCGUAAACUAAUCUUAAAAAUUGAAAACCAAAAAAAUAAAAGCGAAAAAGACAAAUAUUACUAUUAAAAAAUAAAUUAUUGAAUCUAACCACAAGAAACAAAGUUAAAAAAAAGCAACAAAAAAAUAUACAAAUGAGAUGAAAACUGAAACGAUGGAAUAUUGAUGAAAACCUAAUAACCAAAUUAUACAUAAAUGAUAUUAUUUUUAGCUGUUAUAGAAGCGUGAAUGUAGAUUGUAUUUGAAGAAGAAAAUGUAACGAAAACAAAGGACGUAAAUGAGAUUACAACAAAGAAGUUGUUUGGAAAAAUCAAGAUAUUCAUGAUGUUCAUUAAAUAAAAUUUAAUAAAAGAAUAUAAAAUGUGA
This is a messenger RNA of Hermetia illucens (black soldier fly), 3025 nucleotides long. It is a transcript of the gene Cdk5alpha, whose product is annotated as cyclin-dependent kinase 5 activator 1. Lineage: Eukaryota; Metazoa; Arthropoda; Insecta; Diptera; Stratiomyidae. Gene Ontology annotation, molecular function: protein kinase binding; cyclin-dependent protein serine/threonine kinase activator activity. Gene Ontology annotation, cellular component: cytoplasm; protein kinase 5 complex. Gene Ontology annotation, biological process: activation of protein kinase activity; positive regulation of cyclin-dependent protein serine/threonine kinase activity. The transcript has 4 exons. Bases 871 to 2190 code for a protein of 439 amino acids. The record is from RefSeq and is a predicted model, not a curated record.